UCAGAUUUCUCAUCUAAGUGGAGUUUACAAAGCUAGGAUAUUGAUUGAUAAACUUGUGGGACGCAUGAGAAUGAUUUUCAAAAGGACACAACAAAGAACAGACACCAAAUUGGCACCUCUCAAUAGCAUCUUCAGCAGUUCUGUGCUGAUUCAUGAAAGCCAACCAAACUCAGCAUUCAAGAAGCCAAGCCAAGAAUACAUAACCCCAAAGACAUCAACUGUCAAGUCUUCUGAACAUUUUCAGCUUUUUAUGGAACUGGAUAUGGAGUACAGCAAAGAACACUUGAUGAAGCCCAUGGUGGCCAGUCAAAGCAAAUCCUCUUGGGCAGAACAACUUGAUCUGCAAUACUUCCAGAGUUCUGCAUUUUGCUGGAAAACUCAUGCACCUCUCCAAAUGUCAAACAAAGGCAGAAAGCGAAGACAUGUUCACAGUGCUUCCAGCAUCUAUGAGCUGAUCUACGAUUCAGUCUUGCCAAAGUGGAAGAAGUGUCUCAAGUCUAAAGCUAACAGGAGGAUUCCCAAAACCUUAAAAGCUCGUCCAGACACAAUCUGGAAGAAGAUCUUGAGAGACGUCAGAGAAUUCUACAGAAUGUUGUUCAGAGCCAGAUUCCACUAUCUUGAAUACCAGGACCAAAAAGGAGCAGUAACCUGCAUCCAGAUACUGUUCUCAGAACUCAAUAUUCCACUGAACAACAAUGAAGAGUACUUGCAUGGAGUUUUUAGAUAUCUGCAUCAGUCACACAAAAGCAGGUUUCCAGGUUUGAAAGAAGAUCCAACUCCUCUGGACGCAAUCGAGAAGUACAAUGAGCACUACAGAAGCUUGUACAUGAAAGAUGACUUCGGAGCAAGGCUUCUGUAUUUCGUGUUUAAGAACUUCACUCCUGAGUACUGCUUACUAGUCAAGUCGAGAUAUCAAAGAGAGAUCGCUGAGAAAGUGUGCAUGCUACUAAACUGCUACAGAAGGAUGAGGAAGCCGGAACAUUUAGAAAGAAUCGAGCACUUAUUAUUCUAG
Messenger RNA from Moneuplotes crassus, 1012 nucleotides. NCBI's taxonomy places the organism in Eukaryota, Ciliophora, Spirotrichea, Euplotida, Euplotidae. The record is from the annotation of a GenBank genome assembly.